UAUUUUUAAGAAGAGAUAAAUAAAGAUAUUAAAAGAAAUCAGUUAUGGAAAAUAACAAAUUGUUGAUGAUAAGGAUAAUGAGAUCAAUAUUUCUCAGUAAUAAAAAACAAAACAGAUUGUAUUAUCAUUACUACUUUUCUUAUUAUAUUCAUUAUCAUUGCCAUAUUAUCAGUCUCAUAUCGUGUUAUCAUUGCGUUGUCAAGGCGCUCAAAUUUGAAUCUGCAUAUGUGAGCUUGGUAAUAUAGAUAUAACGAUAUCGAUAUGUGCUGCUGCAUUGCGAUCCAUUUGUAAGGCUUCAGUCGGUCGCAAACUAAUAUGUGGAUAAACACGUGCAAAAUGUAUGCUCGUUUCACGAAUGUGUUAUGUAAAGUCAUAAAAUCUGAGAAUAGAUCUCUACGGAUUCGGCAAUUAUCAGCUGUGGCAAGUAAAGCUCAUGAAGUGGAGGAGCGAAAGAUCAAAGUCGACGGCAUGGAAAUAAAUUAUGCUAGGGUCGGCACAGGUGAUCAUCCAGUCUUACUUUUGCCUGGUGCGCUAGGAACAAUAUGGACCGAUUUUAAGCCCCAAAUAGAGAAUUUGGAUAGAAAUAAACUGACUAUAGUAGCGUGGGAUCCACCUGGUUAUGGAAAAUCGCGACCACCCAAUCGAACUUUCCCAGAUGAUUUCUUUCAGCGCGAUGCCACGUGGGCGCACAAUUUAAUGAAAACUCUGGGCUACACGAAAUUUUCUCUGGUCGGCUGGAGCGACGGUGGUAUCACAUCGCUUCUGUUAGCUUCGACAUAUCCCGAUAGCAUUCGCAAAAUGAUUGUCCUUGGUGCGAAUGCGUACAUACAUCCGGACGAGAUAAAAAUAUACGAAAACGUCAGAGACAUCAACAAGUGGUCGGAAAAAAUGAGGACACCUAUGAUACAAGUUUAUGGGGAAGAUUAUUUCCAGAAGACUUGGUCGAACUGGAUAGACAGUGUGCUGAGAUUAUACAAAACUCAAAAUGGUGACCUGUGCAAACAGAUUUUAUCGAAAAUAAAGUGUCCGACUUUAAUUAUUCAUGGAGCCAAAGAUGCGAUGGUCCUACCGGAACAUCCAACAUAUCUAAAAGAAAAUAUCGCUAAUUCAAAAGUGCAUAUUUUCGAAAAAGGCGCACACAAUCUUCAUUUAAGAUAUCCGGAGGAAUUCAAUAAUUUGGUUACAAAUUUCCUUCUUGAUCAAUCAAAACUUUAAUUACUGUCUCAUAUAAUUCAAUAGGAUAUAAUGUAUUAUAGGUGUAUGAUGAUAUUGUGAUGGCAUUUUAUCAUACCGUAUUAUUAUUUUGUAUAUUUGAAAUUUUGUAAUAAAAUAAUUUUUCUCAUUGCA
Molecule: messenger RNA, 1347 nt
Organism: Pogonomyrmex barbatus (red harvester ant)
Lineage: Eukaryota; Metazoa; Arthropoda; Insecta; Hymenoptera; Formicidae
Product: serine hydrolase BPHL
Molecular function (GO): serine hydrolase activity
Source: RefSeq, a predicted model, not a curated record